UUCGACCCCUAGCCUGGGAACCUUCAUAUGCCGCAGGAGCGGCCCAAGAAAUAGCAAAAAAAAAAAGACAAAAAAAAAAUUUCUUUUUGCAUUUAAAUUUACCAGUUUUGGUGCUAAGUUAGGUAUUAGGGAUGAGAGAGACAAAAGCACCAAGGUUAAAUGCCUGAUCUCCAACAUAACAACUAGAAGACCAAAGGUGCUAAUCAUUAAGAUAUGGAAAAAUAGGAACACUCUUGUCCUCAUUCUUUAUAAGUAGCAAAAUAAUUAUAUUCCAUAGGUGAAUUCACUGACCAAGUAAAGAGCAUAUUCACUAUAUCAAGUCAACAAGAAUGACAGAGAAUCAUAGAAACAGAACUAUUCCAAAAUCCAAAUUUACAUGUGAGAAAAUUCAGACCCUGCUUUUAAGAGUGAACUCUCCAAGGUCACCUAGAUAAAUAUAUAUGAAACUCAUUACCAUAAAAGAACCUACAACAAACACCAGAUUAUUUGGAUGUUAUUUUUACUUUUAUUCAUCAUUUCUUAAUCAGGAACACAAAUUCUCUACCUUUGUUUAGUUCUAUAUUCCGUCAAAUGACUUAGACAGUCUUUGAUGACAAAUUUCCCCUCCCUCCCCUUCCUUCUUUUCCUUUACCUCCUCCUGCUCAUCCUCAUACUCCAGGACCUCCUCCUACUGCUCUUCUCAUUCUAGGAUUUGGGCACUGAAGGACUAUGGGCCAAAGAAACUCUACUUCUCUGCAUGAUUUCAUUCUGCUGGGCUUCUCUGACCAUUCCAAACUGGAGAUGGCCCUGUCAGGAGUUGUCGCCACCUUCUACUUGAUCACACUGGUCGGUAACACAGCCAUCAUUCUUGCGUCUCUCCUGGACUCCCACCUCCACACACCAAUGUACUUCUUCCUCCGGAAUUUAUCUUUCCUAGACCUAUGUUUCACAACCAGCAUCGUCCCUCAGAUGCUGGUUAACUUGUGGGGGCCUCAUAAGACCAUCAGCUAUGGGGGCUGUGUCAUUCAGCUCUAUGUUUAUAUGUGGUUGGGCUCCAUCGAGUGCCUUCUCCUAGCUGUUAUGUCCUACGAUCGUUUCACAGCUAUUUGUAAGCCCCUCCAUUAUUUGGUAAUCAUGAACCCACAUUUAUGUCUCAAGAUGAUUAUCAUGGUCUGGAGCAUUAGUUUGGCCAAUUCUGUUGUACUGUGUACACUCACUCUGAAUCUGCCUAGAUGUGGAAACAACCUUCUGGAUCAUUUCUUGUGUGAGUUGCCAGCUAUGCUCAAGAUAGCUUGUAUAGACACCACAGCAGUUGAAUUGUCUGUUUUUGCUUUAGGCAUUGCCAUUGUCCUUACACCACUCAUCCUUAUUCUUAUAUCCUAUGGCUACAUUGCCAAAGCUGUGCUGAGAAUGAAGUCAAGGGCAGGCCAGCGGAAAGCAAUCAAUACCUGUGGAUCUCAUCUCACUGUGGUGUCUAUCUUCUACGGAGCUAUUAUCUACAUGUACCUGCAACCAGGUAACAAUGCCUCCAGAGGUCAGGGUAAGUUUCUCACCCUCUUUUACACCAUCAUCACACCAAGUCUCAACCCUCUCAUUUACACUUUAAGGAAUAAAGACAUGAAGGAGGCACUGAAGAAGCUGAUGACAGUUGACCACAAAUUUACAAAAUCAAAGAGGACCUGGAAGUCAUAGAAAAAAUUAGCAAGGAUAAGGCAAUGAAAUAUUUUCUAGUUGUCUUUCAUUUUUAACUGAGGCAAGUAAUCCCUAGACUAUAGAGAUCAAUGAAUAUAAUUCUUGUAUGCAAACAUUUUGUGGACACAAAUAAUAUAAUAACCACCCUACUGGG
Sus scrofa (pig) is the source of this 1825-nucleotide messenger RNA. NCBI's taxonomy places the organism in Eukaryota, Metazoa, Chordata, Mammalia, Artiodactyla, Suidae. The record is from RefSeq and is a predicted model, not a curated record.